AUGACCAGUAAGACGUUGAAAUUGCUGGUUACGAAUGCCUUUGGUAUCCGUUCAAAGUUUGGCGAAUUUCAGCACACCCUUCUGGCAUCUGAUGCAGAUAUUGCUGUAGUCACAGAAACCAAGCUGACCCUGGAUAAGAUGACGCAAGCCGAAGUGACUCUUCCUGGGUACUCCCCUCCAGUAAGACGAGACCGAACACCACAGGGUGGAGGCGUGGCUGUGUGGGUGAAAUCCCACCUAGCUUUCCAAGAGCUGGAAGCUGUUCCAACCCUUGAUCAAGAAGUUGUAUGGCUUUCUAUCCGCAUAAGACCUGGCCGCAAAGUUGUCUUGUGUGCUGCCUACCGCCCAGGGUCUCUUCCUGGCAACGAUAUCAGUAUGGUAGAUUACUUGGACCAGACCAUUGACGUUGCCCGGGUGGAUGCACAGCACCUCAUCAUCGCUGGCGAUUUCAAUGCGCACAACACUGCCUGGCUGGGCAGCAGUAGAACAACUCCAGCUGGGGAGAAACUGGAGGACCUCUGCGCACUACAUCACCUCCAGCAGCAUGUGACGGAGCCUACUCGUGGAAAUGCCCUCCUCGACCUCAUCAUGAGUGACCUGGGCAACCCGACGGUCCGGCUCGGCCCCCCAAUCGGUAGAUCUGACCACGCCACCAUCUUGGCAGAAUUCAAGACAGAACUAUGUCGAGAGCCCAAGACGGCCAGAACAGUCUGGCAAUAUGGCCGCGCUGACUGGGACAGACUAAACUACCACCUUAGGAGUGUGGACUGGGAUGCCCUCAUGUCUGAGGAUGCAAACAGCAGCUGCACCAAUAUUACCUCUGCCAUCCUAGAUGGAAUGAACCAGUUUAUCCCAUCCCAACUUCUCUGUACUCGGCCCUCUGAUCCCGCUUGGUGGACGCCAGCUUGCAGCAAGGCCGUGAAGGCGAAACAGAGUGCCUGGAAGUCCCUCAAGAGACGACCAGAUUCGCCCCAAUGUCAAGCUAACUAUACUCUCGCUGUCCACCGGUCUUCUGAUUGCCUACGUGAUGCCCAGAAUCACCAUCUAGCAAUAGUCCGUGCACGACUCCAGACCGGCAGCCUUCGAGACAAACAGUGGUGGUCAACCAUCAAGCAGUCCAUUGGAACCUCCCGAAAUAGCUCCAUCCCGAUUCUUGUCGACCCUGCUGGCAAAGAACAUGCCACGAACAUUGAGAAAGCAAACUGCCUCGGUCACUACUUCGCGGAGAAAUGUAGCCUUGGUGCCAAUGACCUGCCAGACACACCUCUGCCCCCUAUUCGCCUACGCACAGGCAAUAGGCUGAAGACCGUACACUUCCGCCCUGCCACAGUCCAGCGAGCUCUCAAGAACCUGGACGCUUCUAAAGCUACUGGCCCUGACGGCAUUCCGGCGCAAGUGUUGUGA
Sycon ciliatum is the source of this 1404-nucleotide messenger RNA. RefSeq lists its product as uncharacterized. The transcript has a single exon. Bases 1 to 1404 code for a protein of 467 amino acids. Lineage: Eukaryota; Metazoa; Porifera; Calcarea; Leucosolenida; Sycettidae. The record is from RefSeq and is a predicted model, not a curated record. Gene Ontology annotation, molecular function: catalytic activity.